AUGGCAUCGAGACCCGGAGAACCCUCCGCAAGCCCUGCCAAUUCCGCAUCACAGCCGUUAGAGAACACGCUCAACCAAGAGAUCGCUCCUGCAGAUCAGAAUGACGUCGAUGGCAACAUCCAAAUGAACGACGAGCCCCGACAUGCCCCAGCAUCCCGCAUCAAUAUUGAGAAAUACCUGAUUGCCCCACAGGCCAACAGACGCCGAAGAGAUGGCGGAUCUGGAAACAACCCACCUGCUGUUAGCAACCCAGCCAGAACUCGUUCCCGCUCCCCUCCUCCUGGGCGUCGUGAAGACCAGAAUAUUAGGAUGAGAGAUAACUCUAGAUCUUCUAACGACGCUGGUCAGACCGCCGGCUUUAACUGGAAUCCUGAAGUGCGGGGAUACCUGACCUACGAUGAUAGGGGUAAUCUUGUUCCAGUGGACGAAAACAUGAACCUGAUAGAGAACUCGACCGUCUGGCUCGACAGCAGCAACUUCGCAACCAACGUAAAGGGCCCCCAGGCCAUGAAGGACUACCUGAGACACAUGGAUACGCAUCCACUCUCACGACCCGAGUAUACCGUGAAAAUCGAAUUUCAUAGGGUUCGUGGACAUCAGCAUAUCCGAUCAGUCAACCCCUCGAUGAGCCAAGAAGCGAGCAUGGGUCGUGAUAUAGAUCGCCAGGGAACCGCCCCAGCUCGUGCGCAGUCUACCGCUCCGCCACAAGCACCGCGACGAGUACCUCAGCACCCCGCCGUCCUACCACCUACGGUGCGCCCAGCACCUCGUGAGCCCGUCGCCUUACCACGGGCGCCGCGACGAGUACCUCGAGAGCCCGACCCUAGGCCACAGGAGCCACCCGUAGACUCAAAGGAACCCCCUGCCGAAGCGCAAUACCCUCCACUCCAGCCCCGAGUUCUAGUAUGCGCAAACUGCGGCGCGGAAGGCCACAAUCUGCGAGAUUGCGUGACUCAUUGGACACCCUCAGGAGAUAUCCCAGGUUGCUACCGCUGCAACAGUAUGGACCAUACUAUUGACACUUGUCAGAUUCAGCCGCCCAUAGACGACGCUGCAAGAUAUAUUAUCGAAGUAGUCAACCGUGCCGGCCGACCCCCUCUGAGAUCAACUCGAGGAUGGAACGAGCUGGCUGUGGCGAUGAAUCAUCGCGUCGCCGGCCCGAUCAGCAGGAUGCGAAUGAUAUCGCUUUCGCCUGCUCAUUUCAACCAGUGGGACUAUAGCAUUCCUGCCCAGCAACAGGAAGAUAAGCUGGUUCUUGAUCCUGCCACCGGUAACCUUGAGCAGAUUCGGGCACUCCCGGAUCAAGGCUACGUCCCCCCGAGGCGCUGA
Messenger RNA from Daldinia vernicosa, 1329 nucleotides. RefSeq lists its product as uncharacterized. The record is from RefSeq and is a predicted model, not a curated record. The coding region runs from base 1 to 1329 and encodes 442 amino acids. NCBI's taxonomy places the organism in Eukaryota, Fungi, Ascomycota, Sordariomycetes, Xylariales, Hypoxylaceae. Gene Ontology annotation, molecular function: zinc ion binding; nucleic acid binding. The transcript has a single exon.